Molecule: messenger RNA, 6147 nt
Organism: Cylindrotheca closterium
Lineage: Eukaryota; Bacillariophyta; Bacillariophyceae; Bacillariales; Bacillariaceae
Source: the annotation of a GenBank genome assembly
AUGAAGAGUCAAGCUGGAAAUGAUGACGGGCCUAAAAGCUUGUUGCCAUCAUUCAAUACUACAAACAUUACAAACAAGAAUACAAACUAUAAUAACAGCAAUAACGACAACAACAACAACAACAACAAUAGUAUUCAAAAGCAACCACCGACCUAUCAAGAUGAUUCAAUAGCGGUACAACCAAACGGAGCCAUUCCUACGCCACCGGCAAUGCCUACAGUACCGACUGCUGAUAAUUCUGAGCCAAUUAAUCCAUUAAUGUUGGCGAGUCCAUUGGUCGUAUCCAGGAGGAACAGCCGAGAGCCUGUGCAGCGGGGCGUACCCUCAUUGCCUCCGCAACCAAAAUCACCAGGUGGAUCUAAUUUGCCACAGGAAACAGUCGAAUAUCUCAAGGCUUGGAUGAUGUCUCCCAAGCACAUUGGGCAUCCUUACCCGAACGAAGACGAAAAGACCAAAAUCAUUGCGGAUACUGGUAUUGAAACGAAACAGUUGAAUAAUUGGUUUGUCAACAAUCGCAAGCGCUAUUGGAAACCACGAGUGGCACGUCAAACAGCCGUGGCAAAUGCGCCCUUUGGUUCGCUGCCGCCGCCCAUGGAGCUAGGAACCGGAAUUGUCAAUUACAAUGCCAAUUUAGAUUAUACCGCCAACACCAGAAAUCAUCGAGGAGGAGGGAAAAUGCCCACCAACCGAAAAAAGCCACCACCCGGCAGUGGCAAACAACGAAAGGUACCCUCGAAAAAGAAACGGCGCAAAUCCAAUGCCAAGUACAACAAAGCCAAGUCUUAUGGAAGGUUGAAAAAAUCGGCCAUGCCAAAAACGACGCUGAAAAUUACCAGUGAUGAAGCGCCCAACCGCAUUACCAAUCCACUCUUGUCAACGCUACCACACAAGAGUUCGGUGGAAGAAAUAUAUGGUUCCGAAUUGUAUCGAGCAAUGGAGGUUGUCUUUCACCCACCGGAUACUUAUCCACUCUCGUAUUAUGCACGGAUAUUGGGAUUUGAUGUCCCCGUGGUGGUGGACCAGAAAAUGCCGACAGCCUUUCCAGACGUUGCUACACUUCCGUUUGUUACUACUACCAAAAAAGACGACGAUCCGUUUCUAGAAAUUCCCGAGGAGAAUGGUCGAUUGGAAUACAAAAAGGUCAAUUCGGUGGGGUGCGAUUUGGACGAUCAAUUGACAUUGGAUUUUGUGGAUCCGGUAUAUGCUACUCUAAUUCGUGAGGGGUUUAGUACGAAAGAGUUGGUGCCCUGCAAUUAUUCAAUAUUUUCUAAAUUCGAUUCCAGGCGGAAACAAAAUGUGUCCAAACAGAAACAAGUUGUGGCCAUGGGGAAGGCUAUGAUUCCGAAUUUUGACAAAAACUGGACAUUUUCGGGGUAUCCAGCAUCAAAAGCUGAAGGUAAGGCGAUAUUGGAGGAAUACGAAUGGACUAUCGAGGAGGAGCCGGUACCUAGUAGUUUGCCACCACAAACCUUUGGUGUCGUCGCAUGGCUGGAGGGGAAGCCAGAAGCGAUUUUGAUGUAUCAGUUCAUGUGGUACAGUCUUUCGCGUGACAAAAAAGAGUCGGAACUAAUCAUGAUCAUUACGGGGAUUGGUCGACCACGAAGAAAGCCAAAAGUGCAUGUUGCAUCAUCUACGACGGAUGUUGUGGUCGAUGGCAAGAUAUUGGCAUCUGAUUUUGCGACUGCUCCGGAGCCAUCAAACGAAACUCCGAACACAGACAAUGAGAAGUUGGAUGCCGCUUCUAAUGGAAAAGAGGUCACCCAAUCACCUCGAGCAUCAAUGCCACCACCGGAAGGUAUUGUUUCGGUGACAGCACAGCCACCCCCUGCAUCGGUGGAGGCCUCCGCAAAAUCUUCAAAUGGAAAAUCCGAUUCUGCGCAAAAAGAAGUUAUUGAGGACCUCCCAAAUCCAGCUCCACUCAGCAAUGUCAUCAUGACCACCAUGAUUGCCAUGAUAUUGGAGCACACUAGAACCUGCAGCGUAUUUUAUGGCCUCUGCUAUCCUCCCAAAAAUACUUUGGGUUUUAUUCAAGAAUGCUUUCGAUUGUCGAAAGUUCCGUCAAAAGGUAACACGGACGCGGAUACGAUGGUGUGUGAUCUCAAAAAAUGCAGCAGUCGAUACGCUUUUUUGAAAUUAAUCGAGACUGAGCAGAAACAAAUUUCAAUUACAAAAGGUGAUGUUGAUAUCCAUGAUCGCUUGCUGGUUCGAUUGCCGAAUAUGGAAGAAGCACAAACAUGUUUCGAGUCAUCCACUGCGGUUAUCGGACAACGAAUCAACCGAAAUACUGCCAAAGGCCCUACCAAUAUAUUUACUGGUGCCACUGGGGAUAUGAGAACAGCAACAAUUGGAAUUCGCGCACUUAAUAGUGCCGACAAUGAGCCUACUCCACAAGUCAAAAUCUAUUCUCUUCAAGACAAAAUCCAAGGCGAUCAAUUGGAGCUUCCCAUAUCAACCGGGACUGACUCGAGUCUUGAGAUUCUCAAAUCGUUUCCCAUUCCGAGAUCACCGCAAACGGAAGAAAAGGUUGAGGAGAGCGAAAUACUUCUCGAUCUGAAACGAAAGCAAAAUGAAUUGAUUCAAACUGAAAAGGCAUUGGAGCCGAACAUUCGAUCGCUCAUGUGCAAAAUCAUUGACGAAAGAAUAGAGUACGAGAAACCGGAAUCCCGACAAAAGCGAGCUGACAGUGUUCGGCUGCUCGAGGAACAUCGGGAGGCUUUGGCACGACGAAAAGAGAUUGACCGAAAGAUGCAAGAACAACUGGAACAUGACAUGAAUGCUGUCUGCAGCAUUUGUGGUGAUGGAGACGUCACUCCCGACAACCAAAUUUUGUUUUGCGAGGCCUGUGAUAUUCCAAUUCAUCAAAUGUGUUAUGGAGUCGAAAAGGUCCCGGAAGGAGAUUAUUAUUGCGUGGCCUGUAGACAUUUCAAGCGCGACAAGAUGAAAGAAGAUGCGAAUAGCAGAGCACGUCGGUCAUCCACAACAGCUCGAGAACCUAUGCCGAUACUGCCUAUUCGAUGUGAAUUGUGCCCUGUGCAAUACGGUGCGUAUGUCCGAUGUGAGUUGCCAAAAGAUGCUCCACCAAAUGCAGUCACAAAAUGGGUUCAUAUGGGCUGCGCGAAAUGGCAAGGCCUUAACUUCUCGGGAUCGGGGCAAUUAAAUCCUGAAUGCGUGGAAGAUGUCACCACUCUGAAACGGGAGUUCCGCAGGUUGGACUACGCUUGUGAUAUUUGCAAAGGCAAGCGUGGUGCUUACCAUAAGUGCAGUCAUCCUGGGUGCGGGAAAUGGAUGCACAUGACCUGCGCCCAUAUUUGCGGAUUGUGUGAAGUGAACUAUGGAGAGGAUGUUGAAGGCAAUCCCACCGAGAAACCAUGGACUCUAUUUUGCCGACAACAUUCGAAUGUAGAUCCGGAGGAAUCAACAUACAAACGUAUUCCAGUAGAUGAAUUGAUUAGUAUGGCAAAAGAAUUCCCAGAGGAACCAAUGCCAGUAGCGCCACCUCCGAAGAACAGAAUUUUCAACAAGAUGAAUGGGAAGGAGCGUUCAUCGGCAUUGGCCAACCCAGAGUAUGAGCGUGCAUUCUUGGACGAAAUAUUGACCAAGAGAUUUGUCGGUGUAAGGUGUGAAUGCUGCGAUGUUGAACACGACGGGUCCCUACUGCAACGAUGCGGAACUUGCGGGGUUACGGUUUGCAUCACUUGCCGAUUCUCAUUUGGGAAGGUCACAUCAGAUCAAAAAUACUUGAAGUGCCACAGUUGUGCUUACAAGGACAAGUGCAUAAAGGAGGAGAAAGAUUUUGAGGAGCCACAUUGCGACUUGUGUUAUCAAAGAGGUGGUCUUCUUCUCCACGGUACAGCAAAACCAGUCAGCCGAAUUUCACAGUGGAAAAACAACCCAAAGCUCUUCAAGAAGUCUAUUUUCGGGAAAAAAUUGUGGACGCACUACUCUUGUGCCUUUUGGUCAAAAGGCGUCAACGUGAUUCCCAAGGAUUGCAGUGCUGACUUUUCGAACGUUGUGAUGUCAAAUGGCCAAGGUUACAUUCAGGGAAAGAUACCAUGUUACCUCUGCGGGAAGUCUCGUGGUAUGAAGAGAAGAUGCUCGCAUGUAGACUGCAGGGCCCGCGGUGAGAAAAGACAGGCUUAUCAUUUCCACGUAUCCUGUGCAAGACAAGCAGGAUACGAAGUGAAUCAUGACGAUGACUCGAAUGAUCAAGAAGAAUUCUAUGUCCGAUGCUAUGAACAUGGGGGAAACGAGUACAAUCUCCGUGCAAGACUCGAGGAUUUGAUAGAGGUUGAGCGAAGGCGAGCGGGGAAGAAAUUUGGAAAGGCAGAUUCUCCAAUGUCCUUCAGCGAUGCUUCGCGACUAUUAAAUUGCGCAAUGCUUGUCAAUAGAAUAUUGAGCUGGGCUUGGAGGUGGGCAGAGUUAUGGGUAGAACAUAAUUCGACAUGGGAACCACUGCUAGAACCAGGUCAGGUGGAAGCGAAAAUGACAAAAGCGCAACUCAAGAUCGUUGAGAGCACACCUCAAAGUCGAUGCAAAGAUGCAAGAAGGUGUCGUCUUACAGCGCUUGGUGCCGCAUUGCGGAAUCGAAAUUACGAUGAUGGGGACAGCUUUGAUAACGAAUCAUUGAAACGUGCGUUACACGCUGUGCUGCAUACCAAGAGUCUAGUGGGUCCCUGGAAAGAUUUCGAAAUCGACUUUAUUGCUGACUGGUUAGCUCGUGCCUACCGAUCAAAGUCCCGACUGCUGGGGCUUGGAGAUGACAAGAUACCAAUCGGAAAUGCAGGUUUUUGUUACCAUACCGAUGACAAGUCCCCCAAAUUUGAGCUUGGAAGCCGACCUUUGCCAGGAAAAGCAACUUUGGAAGAUGGGAAGGUGUUCGAAGAUGCCGUAGCUGAACCGGACGAUUUCUUGAAGCCAGAGAUCAUCGAUGGGAAAGUAGUCACUCAAAAAGCUGCACCACAGGCUCCUCGACCGAAACAGGAAUCUUCAGUCUCUCCGAAAGCUGUUGCUGUCACGACUCCAGCGACGCAGAAACGAGGACCAGGAAGGCCGAGUAGAUCUACUGAGUCUGCGUCACAAUCGGUCUCUCCUUUCGACAAGUCUGCUGGCUUGGCGGCGUUGAUUCCAUCUGCGAUGAAGAAGAGACGCGCUCCUGAUGCCGCAAUGGACGUGACAUCAUCGUCGAAGAAACCAAGAAAGUUUGUUGACAAGGCUAGGAAAGCUCAAGCGACUAUCCAAUUUGACGAGCUUGGUCCGGAUGGCCCACUGCGACGUGGUCGACGUGGGCGCCCACCUAGGCUUAUGGAGCUUUUCGUUGUCAUUCAAGUUGGCGGCAAGAUUCUCCAACAAGAUGAAUUUGAGGGCGUUGCAGCGGCGAUUGGGGAAAAUGAAGAGAAGCCAGUCGCUGAUGUCACACUCAUUGCUAAUGGAAAUUAUGCGGCCUCUCAACCCACAGCCACAGUUCUUACUACCCAGAAGGAAAGAGUGGGUCAAAGCGAGGAAGAGGAGAACGCUUCUGUACUACCGAAAGAAAAUGUGAAUAAAAUGGCUAACAACCCAAUGCAAAAGAGAAGGGGGCGAAAGCCAAAAGCUUCCAGUCGCAGACAAUCCCUUGGGGAGAUAAACUACGCAGAGCCUUCUGACGACUCAGAAUUUGAAGAGCAGGACGACGAGCCAACCAAGGCACCAAGGAGGAAAACGAGCCCCACAAUAAAGAACCGAACCAAACGACACACGCCAACAAGUGGCCAGAGCGCGACGAAGCACAAUGCACGACAAUGUAAAAUCGAUGAAGCCAACGACGACCACGAUAAUGAUCAAUCAGGAAAAAGAAAUAGUAGACGCCGCCCUUCCCCUGCCGAUAGGCCCCUGAAGCAAUCUAAAAAAUCCAGGAAACCUUUCGUCGAGGAAGAAGAUUAUGUCUACGAGAACGAUUUUUUGAUUCCAUUGGCGGACUUGGCUGGUCUGUCACGAAAAGGAGAAGGCGGUCACAAAGAAAGGAUCGAGGAACGCACGGAUAUUGAUCCCAUCCAGAUUGCACUGGAAAAAGCCGAAAAGCGGACGCCAUAUUGUGUCACCAAAACUGAACGCUUAGAGGGCAGAAAGGCAGCAUCCAAAGUCGCCUUCAUUAACAAUCAAUUGAAAUAG